Messenger RNA from Manacus vitellinus (golden-collared manakin), 5932 nucleotides. It is a transcript of the gene CFAP44, whose product is annotated as cilia and flagella associated protein 44. Gene Ontology annotation, molecular function: protein binding. The coding region runs from base 923 to 5929 and encodes 1668 amino acids. NCBI's taxonomy places the organism in Eukaryota, Metazoa, Chordata, Aves, Passeriformes, Pipridae. The transcript is spliced from 32 exons. The record is from RefSeq and is a predicted model, not a curated record.
GUUUCUUGCUUUAGAAUGCUGGUCACUUUCUAGGAAAAAAAAUGUUUGCUUGGUUGCCAGAUAUGGGAGAUUUCUACAGCUGCACAUGCAUAUGUGUAAGACAGUGUAGUAUUGAUUAGAGGAGUGUGUGAACCAUGCAGUGUAGUCUACUCAUCCCACCAAUAUAAUUGGCAGAGGAUAAAUAUCUGCACACCUCAAUCCUAGGCUCAGGUACCUAAAAAGACUGACAAGUGCCAGCUGGGAUUAAUUUUAAUUAAUAAAAUAAAAUUGAUUUCAUUUUAAUUAAUUUAAUUUCUUGUUUAAACCUUUUGGCUCAUAGCAACUCUUAUUUUUUAACACUUAAUCUGUCCUAGUCAUAGUGAUACUAGUAUUAAAAUUUAGAAAAUCAAGUUCCUAUACAAGUGAAGAUAAAAAGUAUCUGGUUUCACUCUAGUGAACUUACCAAGAGCUUGAACUUUCAAGUGCUAUCUCUGAAUUUGAAGCACCUUCCCCUGUGAAAGCUCUGCCAUCUCUCAGUUUUAUUUCACAUGAGCAAGGCUUUCAGAUUACCAGCCUCAGACUGUUCUGCUUCAUUGUAAGCAGCCUUUUCUGGGGAAUAAGUGUACAUUUCUACAUCUUCAGAAUAGUGUCGUUCUGGAUGGCUUUUCGGCAGCUGUCUGCUGAAGCUGAUGGCUGCAGAAGUAAAUGGCUGCUGACACAAUUGCUGCUAUGGAAAGAUUAGCUAGCGAGGGUUGAGGCACACCCUACUAAGCAGUACUUUGCAGUAGGAGAAAAAGGAAAGAAGCCAAACCUUAUCAUCUACAAAUAUCCUUCACUGAGGCCCUACAGAAUACUUCAAGGUGGAACAGAGAAAGCCUAUGUUUUUGGUGAUUUCAACCGUGCUGGCACUUUGUUGGCCACUGUUGGGAGCAGCCCUGACUACAUGCUGACUAUUUGGGACUGGAAACAAGAAGAGAUUGUGUUGAGGUCAAAAGCUUUUGCACAGGAUGUUUACAAGGUCAGAUUUUCUGCUGAGAAUGAAGAGCAUCUAACUACAUCUGGAUCAGGACACAUCAAGUUCUGGAAGAUGGCUCUCACAUUAACUGGUCUCAAGUUACAAGGAGCUUUGGGCAGGUUUGGAAAAACAGCAGUGUCCGACAUUUUAGGUUUUGUGGAGCUCCCCGAUGGGAAGGUUGUCUCAGGAACUGAGUGGGGCAACUUGCUGCUUUGGGAAGGGGGCCUCAUUAAAGUAGAGCUCUGUCGAGAGGGACACCAGCCCUGUCACCAUGGCCCUGUCAACCAGUUAGUUCUUGAGGAGGGAGAACUUAUCAGCGUUGGAAAAGAUGGGUUCAUUCGGGUGUGGAACUUUGAGAUAAUAGAUGGUGCUGAUUCUGUGGAUGAGACAGGGUUACUGGAGGUGGAGCCUAUGAAUGAACUUUGUGUUGGCAAGAAUGUCAGCCUGAAUUUCAUGUCAAAAGUUCAGGACCAGGGACAGACUGUUUGGUAUGCUCAGGAUACAAAUGGAGCAAUCUGGAAGCUGGAUUUGACUUUUUCAAAUAUGACCCAUGAUCCAGAGUGCCUGUGUACCUUUCACUCUGGGAGGGUUGAGGCCAUCAGUGUCUCUCCCAUUACAUACCUUAUGGCUACCACAGCUCUUGACCGGUCAGUGCGUAUCUAUGAUUUCAGCAGCCACACUGAACUGAGUGAAAUUAAGUUUAAACAGGGAGGAACAGCGCUGACAUGGGCACCAUAUGUUGUAAAUCCUGCAGGAGGUCUAGUUGCUGUGGGGUUUGAAGAUGGUGUUGUCCGCAUAAUUGAAGUUUAUGAUCCCAAACUACUGCCUGGUCGUGCAGAACAGGCCAGUACAGAGAAGGCAGAGAUAAAUCUGAAACAGGCUUUCAAACCUCAUUCUGCUGCAGUUACAGCCUUGGCAUAUGAACGAAAUGGAGAUGUGUUUGCCACAGGGAGUAAAGACAAAACAGUUUUCUUUUUUGCUGCUAAAGAUGAAUACAAGCCAGUUGGAUUUAUCUGUGUCCCUGGGCCUGUACAGGCAUUACAGUGGUCUCCACCUUCUCAUGAGAAGAGCACACUGCUCAUCCUUUGUGAGAAUGGCUUUGCUGUCCAGGUUCCUGCCCCUCUCCCUGGGGAACAGGAUACAGUGACAACCUAUCAAAUUAAAAACCUGCCAAUGCAAUACUUCCAUUUUUAUAGUAUCAAAUCCCGAAUCAAGCUGGAAGAGGAGAUUGCAAGGAGAGAGGAAAAAAAGAAGGAGAAGGAGAGGGCAAGGCUUCAAUGGAUAAAGGAGCAAAAGGAGAUGGGACUUGAGAUAGAACAAGAACCUGAACAGGAACCCGAAGAAGAGCCAUUGCCACCUCUCUACGUACCAGAGGAACCCAGUCCCAUCCUCUGUGGUUUUUAUUCAACACCAGGAAAAUUUUGGCUUUCCUUGGGUGGGUAUGACUCAGGAUUUCUCUAUCAUUGUGAAUUCUCACAUGAUCAUGAAGAAGACCCUGAAAACAGGAAAGAUGAACCCUUUGAAGUGAUUCCAAUUGAGGACACUGACAACAAUCCCAUUCACCAAAUCUCCUUCUGUGCCAGCAGUCCACUGAUGUUUUUUGGGAUGCAGGAUGGCUCAGUGCGUGUUUAUCCUCUCCCUAAAAAAGACCUCUCAGUGAAUACCCUGAAGAAAUACUGGUCCCUCAAUGUACAUGACAAUGAUGAUGGCCAGAUCCAGGGGAUCUGUUCUAGCUAUGAUGGUAGGUUUCUGAUUACCUGUGGUGGAGAUGGAAACAUUUUUACAUUCGACAUCUUGUCAACGGAGGACGUUCCCCUAGAGCGAAAAGCCGAAAUCCCCUUUCCAAGGAUUGGUCUUGAGAAGGAGAAGGCUGCUGAAGACAUUGAGGAUCCUGAUGCCUACAAUAUUGAGGAAGUUAAGCAGAAAAAGGAGUCUGAACGGAUAAUGAAGGAAGCUGAAGAAAAGAAAAAUAAGAAAAGACAGGAGAUAAUUGCACUGAGACAUGACUUUGUUUUUCUCCUUCAAAAGAAUCAGGAGUUGCCCAAGCACAUGCAGCUGCGCAGAGAGGAGUAUGAGAUGGACCAUAGGAUCUUUGAGGAGCUGGAUAGACAGAAAGCACAGAGAAUCCAGUCAGUGCAAAAGGAGCUGGCUUGGGAGCAUGAGAAACAGUUGACUGGACUGCAGAAACUACAAAAACAGUUUCGGGACUCACUAGAAUUUACUGUUGUUGUUCAUGCUAUUCAAAGCAAUCAUCAGAUUUCCACCUACAAACUUCUACCAGUCCCUGAGAAAUACAGCCAAGAUAAAGAACAAGUGGGCAGCAAGUGGAAAGUACUUAAAGACAAGUGGAGAGCACUUAAACAGGCAGAAGCAGCAAAAAAAAUGGAGAUCACCACAGACUCAAGGCAUAUACAUAGUGAUAUUAGAAUUUUUGUGGAUGAGGCUGAAGAGCUGAAGAUGCCAGAUGUCCAAAAGCCAACUGCACGUUAUAUAGAAAUGAAACGUGAGAAAAUCAGAAGAAUUGUUGAGAAAUCUGACAAAAUUAAAGCCAAGCUCAUAAAGAGGAAGGCACAGUGGGAUGAACUAUACAAGAGCAAACCUCGCAAUGACUAUGAGAAUCCCAGAGAUGCUGAGGAGAUCAGAGAAGAACGGGAGAAUAUGGGAUGUUAUCAGCUCAAGACUGCCUCUGACUACAAACUCCCUGAACACAAGUAUGUGAACACUGAGAAGAAGAUGAUGCAGCUUGCAUCACUGAAAGAGUUGAUCCAUAGGAAGAAAGCAAAUAUGAACAAAGAGAUCGUAUCUUUGCGGGACCUCAAGGUUUCUAUUAUUGAUGAAAUCAAGUGUUUAGUGAAGGAGUUGAAAUCCAUACAGGCAACCUUGGAUUUGUCAGAACGUCUCCCUCUUCCCCUGAUCCCUCGGCUACACCCAGAUGAGGUUCCUGAAAAAAAAUUUGAGUGCAACAGUGACAUCCUCCAGAGGUUCAAAGAGGAGCUGGCCAAGGCAAAGCCCCAGGAACAGUUGGAAGGGUCUGCCUCGUUUCGUGCAUUUAGACGUGGAUUUAUUCCAGCUCCUUCAGUGGAGGAGACUGACCCCAUGGCACAGGCUGCAGAUACACACCCGGUGAACACAGCAUCAUCUGUGGGCACAGAGCAGCAGAAGGUGUUUGAGAUUGAGAAAGCAGAGCCAACAGAAAUAGAACUGGAAAUUUUAAAGAGGGAGAAGAUAAAAAAUCUAUACUUCCAGGAGACCUUGAUUAAAAAGAUCAACAUGCUGGUGAUCAACUUUGAUGCUGAACUUCGCCUUUUGCGGCACAAGAAGAUGAAGAUGGAUGUGCAGAUGAAAAAUGCCGACCUGCGCUGCAUCACAUGCUGUGAAGAGCUGCUUAUCCUGAAGAAACUUGAGAAACAUGAGGACUUUCUCCAGGAGCAAAUUUACGCCCUCAUCAGUGAAGAGGAGGCCAUACAACUGGAAUUGAAGAGCUGCCUUGCACAAAUGGAGGAUAAAAAGUGUGAGAUUUUAAAGCUUCGGGAAUGUAAGAAAGCUCUUUAUGCAAACUUCCAAGCAUCCCUUGGAGAAGACAAUGAAUUUUCCCAUUUUCUGACCAAGGUUCUGAAGAAGAAAAUCGAGUGUGUGGAAAAAAAAGAAGUAGAAGGAGAAGCAGAUGAAGAAGAUGAGAGUGAAGGGGAGGAUGAUGAAGAGUCUGACUUGAAACCUGAUGAAGAAAAUUCUGGAUCUGAAGAUGAAGUCUUUGAUGACUCUGUUUGCCCGGAUGGCUGCGAUGAGGCACUCUUCCUAAACACCCUCCAGCUCCGGCAGCAGCGGUUAGACAUUGAGAAAGCUUUAGCAGAGGAGAAGAAAAUUGCUGCUGGUCUCAGAAAGAAAUAUAAUGCCUUGGCUGAAAAGGCAAAAGAAGUGGAAACCAGUCUGGACACAACAAAGAGGGAUCUGGAGAUCUUUCAGUGGGAAAAGCUGCAGAAACUGAAUGAGCUAAAUGUAGUUGUGCCUUUGAAACUCCAUCAGGUGCAGUGCUUAGUUGAUGGGGAGAUGCCCAGUGACUUCUCCCAGGCUUUGGUAUUUACCAGUCAGUCCUUGGAGUACCUGCAGAAGAGAGUUGUGGACUUACGUAAUGAGAAGACAGUGCAAAGGGAGCAUUAUAAGAAGGCCCGGGAGAAACACAGGCAGCUUGUCCAGGACAAAAAGGAGAUGGAGAAAGAGAUUCGACGACUGGAAGAGAAGUGCAAUCAGCUGAUGAUGGAGAAGUUCGGUCGGCUGGUUGAUUUUGAAGCAGUUCAAGCACACUCUGUUAACAUACCCAUGGAGGACAUGAAAGUGAAAAUAAUGGAGAAAGAAUAUAAGCAUUACCUGGAGCUUAAAAAAUGGGAGGAAAGAAUCUUAGAACUGCAGCAGAUGCUAAUGAAGGUGACAAAGGAAAACACCACCAAGCUGCUGCAGCUGGACGAGUUUUGCCAGGAAAAGCAUCAACUUGAAACUAAGCUGGAUUCACUACCAAAUGAUCUGGGAGCAGAAUUUCAGGGCACCCAAACUACAGACAUGAAAGAGAGAGACAGGCUGGGGUCACGGCUCAUGCGCACGGCUGAUGACAUAGCCCGCCUGAGAGAGGAGAUCAAUCUGGUCAGAAGAGGAGUGUGUUCCCGGAACGAACCUUCCUGUAGGGGACAGGAGAAGACCUUUUGUGAAGCCCUCCCUGCAAGAGGGUGCUCGAACUUGGUGGUGGCAGCUCUGUUUGGACCCGUGUCCAGCAAUGUCUCUUGUUCAGCUGCUGCAAUCCUGUGCUCUGAUGAACAGCCAGGGCCACGGAGAGCUGCUGCUUUGUUUCCUGGGUCCUCCUGUGACCUUGCUGAGGAUGCCUUCUGUCUCCAUAGCAUUAUAAAAGGCACAUAUACAUCUAUAUACAAGUGCAUAAAUAUAUAAAUA